AUGAAAUUUCCAGCAAAAAAGUCAGAUUCAAAGAAAGAAAAUCACAUUAAAGCUCUUGCAGGAUUACGUGGACUUUGCGCCAUAGCCGUCAUUUAUUCGCAUAUCAAAAGCGACUUGUUUCCAACUUUUAAUGUUGUUGGGCACCAUGCUGUGAUUUUUUUCUUUUUUCAAAGUUCUUUUCUCGUUUCUUAUCACCUGCUGAUGCAAUGGAGAAAGCUUGUUGCUUCUAUGGACCUGUCUUCCACAUCAAAAUUACAAAUUCUUACAAAAAAAGUAUCUGCACGGAUGUGGUGUAAUUAUGCUUUGAAGAGGUUUUUUAGAAUUUAUCCGUUGUUUGCACUUGUGCUGAUUAUGAUUUAUUUUGGACCGUCAUUUUUUGACGAUUCAUAUGGCCAAAUUCGGGAUACUUCUACCAUAUUUCAGCAUUUACUGCUUUAUAAGUGUCGAAGCCUCUUUUGGACUAUACCUUUUGAAAUAGUUUUCUAUUUCGUGGCACCUUUGGUUGUGAUAAGCUAUGAUUUUUUUGUUAGCUUUUUUAGAAUUUUUAUCAAUCGACAUUUCAAAUCUAAAAUGUUUUUUGUUUUUUGUAUUCUUAUUAUCAGUCAGAUAUUGUUUUGUGCACUAGUUCCCGAGUUUUAUUAUCCAAUUCCAACGUUUUCCCUGGGAUGUUUUACUGGGUUUAUAUGGGCGGAGUAUCACUAUGCCAAAAAAGGUCUCGAACCACAAUAUUUGGACAUUGUGGACAAUGGAUCACACAAAAGCCAGACAAAAUCCGAACAAAGAAAAAAAGAAACGGGGUUUCGCGUUUUCUUUGAUCUUUUUUGUUACGUAAAUGCGCUAAUUUUUUAUUUUUCACUCGAUAGUGAUUUUCCUACUCGUCGCGCGCCAUUUUCAUGGUGGAAGCCGAGAAUUUUUGACUCUGUUAUGUUUUCAAACAUCACCAUGGCAAUCGUUUUUUUUCCGGGCUCUUUUAGUCGGAUUUUUGAGUGGAAUUUUUUACAAUUUGCUGGAAAAAUAUCUUAUUCAUUGUAUUUAACACAUCCUAUGAGUCUUUUAAUUUCGGAAAGCAUAUUUUCAUGUAUUUUUUCGGCCAAAAUAGUUGCCCCGGAAGAAAUCCAUUUCAACAAAUCUGUUCUUGGAAUUGCUAUUUCAUUGGCAAUUGGUUCAUUUUUCCACUUUAUUAUUGAAAAGCCAGCGAUAAAUUUUGGCAGUAAAAUCAUGAAGGCUUAG
Molecule: messenger RNA, 1230 nt
Organism: Mitosporidium daphniae
Lineage: Eukaryota; Fungi; Microsporidia
Exons: 1
Coding region: 1-1230 (409 amino acids)
Biological process (GO): polysaccharide biosynthetic process
Cellular component (GO): membrane
Molecular function (GO): acyltransferase activity, transferring groups other than amino-acyl groups
Source: RefSeq, a predicted model, not a curated record